Bufo bufo (common toad) is the source of this 1704-nucleotide messenger RNA. RefSeq names its product calpain-2 catalytic subunit-like. Gene Ontology annotation, biological process: proteolysis. The record is from RefSeq and is a predicted model, not a curated record. The transcript is spliced from 12 exons. The coding region runs from base 16 to 1470 and encodes 484 amino acids. Gene Ontology annotation, molecular function: calcium-dependent cysteine-type endopeptidase activity. Lineage: Eukaryota; Metazoa; Chordata; Amphibia; Anura; Bufonidae. Gene Ontology annotation, cellular component: cytoplasm.
AGAGAGCUUCACAUCAUGUCCGGAGUUGCCUCUAAAGCUGCGCGUCUUGGCUCCAUCAACAACCCAGUAAAAUUUAAGGAUCAAGACUUUGAGAAACUGAAGGCAGAAUGCUUGGCCUCUCGCACUUUAUUUGAAGAUCCAGAAUUUCCCGCUGCUCCGGCCUCUAUGGGAUUUGACGAAUAUGGUCCAGAGUCAGAAUAUGUAAAGGGGCUCGAGUGGAAGAGGGCUUCGGCAUUAAAGAAGAACCCAGUGUUUAUCGUAGGAGGGGCAGAACGUGAAGAUGUCCAACAGGGAGAAAUGCUUGACUGUUGGCUCCUCGCCUCAGUCGCAUGUCUCACAUUGAAUCAAGAUUGCCUCUUCCGUGUGGUUCCAUCAAAUCAAUCCUUUGACAAAGACUAUGCCGGGAUCUUUUAUUUCAAGUUUUGGCAGUAUGGACAAUGGAUGGAAGUGGUAGUCGAUGACAUGCUGCCUACAAAGGAUGGUCAGCUCAUGUUUGUUAAGUCCAAUACAACUCAUGAGUUCUGGAGCGCACUUCUGGAAAAAGCCUAUGCUAAGAUCAAUAGAUCGUAUGAAGCCCUUGGUCGUGGUUAUGCUCUGGAAUCACUUGUGGAUUUCACUGGUGGGGUUGGUGAAACAUAUAGAACUGCGGAAGCUCCAGCAGAUUUGUUUCAGAGAGUCCAGAGGACACUGAUGGAAAAGAGCUUGACCGCUAGUAGCACAAAGUUUGUCCAGGGUGAAGGAGAAUCUAUUAACGAAAAUAAUGUGGUUGCAGGACAUAUGUACUCUAUAACCGGAGCAGAGGAGGUCACCUGUGAUGGAAAAGUGGUUAAAAUCAUCCGAAUGAGGAAUCCCUGGGGUGAUACUGAAUGGAACGGACCCUUUAGUGAUAAUGCCGAUGAGUGGGGGAAGGUGGAUCCCGACGUAAGAGCAAAACUCUAUGUUGAUAAGCUAGAUGGAGAAACUUGGAUGCCCUUCGAUGACUAUCUGAAAGAGUUUAAAAUAUUGGAGAUCUGUAACAUCCACCUGAGCGAGGUGUGCUGUGGUGACGACUUUAAGUGGUCCCUGACAGAAUUCAAUGGAAGCUGGAAGAAGGGAAUCAGCGAUGGAGGGAGGAAAGGUUUGGCCAGAUUUAGCAUCAACCCCCAGUACCGAAUCCAAUUGAAGGCUCAAGAUGGUGAUGCCAACAAGAAACGCACUCUCGUUGUGUCUCUGACACAGAAGGAUCGAAGGAAGAACGAUAUGAAAAUCCUUAACAUUGGCUUCUAUGUAUAUAAGGUUGCACAUUCAGACAAAAGUCCUCUGGGGAAGGAGUUCUUCAAGAAAAACAAUCCGAUUUUUGAGCAUUUUGCUUCUUACCGUGACGUAUCAGGUCAGGUUAUGCUUCCUCCAGGGGAUUAUGUCAUUGUGGCAGCAACCUAUUCUGAGUCUCAAGAAGUUGAUUUUUACCUCCGUAUUUUUACUGAAAAAUGAGACAGAGCACGUGAAUAACCACACUAUUGGCCUGAGGAUAGAUCCACAGAUACAAUGAUAAGAAAGAAAAGAUGCUUGGCCUCAUCCUUUAAUCAGCACAUUCUCAAUAGAUUCCUAUUAUAUCGUUUAUAUGCGUAAAUGUUGAUUAUUUCAAUACAAUUUGCUCUGAAAUGCAGAAUCUCCUCUUGUGUGAACUGAAUGUCUCGACAUAAUUUGGGGUUGGAUAGCUUUGUA